Messenger RNA from Lycium ferocissimum, 2037 nucleotides. RefSeq names its product pyridoxine/pyridoxamine 5'-phosphate oxidase 1, chloroplastic-like. The record is from RefSeq and is a predicted model, not a curated record. Gene Ontology annotation, molecular function: pyridoxamine phosphate oxidase activity; FMN binding. Gene Ontology annotation, biological process: pyridoxine biosynthetic process. Lineage: Eukaryota; Viridiplantae; Streptophyta; Magnoliopsida; Solanales; Solanaceae. Bases 88 to 1701 code for a protein of 537 amino acids. The transcript is spliced from 14 exons.
AAGUGGCCAAGAUUUGGAAAGAAGUAGAAUAAACCGAGAGAGGCCACGAUGUCAUAAUUGUCAGUUGACAAUUGGGAGGUUUAUACCAUGCUUGCGUUGUUGCGCAAAGGCAAAAGAAUGUCAUGUCUUGUCACCGCAACAUUCCUUCCUUCUUCACCUGCUGCUCUUUCCGUCCAUAAUUUCAAGAAUAUCAACACUUCACAUCAUCUUCUUCUUCCGAGGUUAUUGGGCUUAAGACCCAAUAUUGGAUUCAGUGGGAGAUAUUGGGGUUUAGUGAGAGGAAUGGCAACAAAAAUGGAUAGCAUUCAGCAAAACCCAGACUCCAUUUCGUACCUAAACCAGCAAGAAGCUGCUGAAAUUGAUGAGAUACUCAUGGGCCCUCUUGGUUUUACUGUUGAUCAACUUAUGGAAUUGGCUGGCUUGAGUGUUGCCACUGCAAUUGCAGAGGUCUAUCGACCAAGUGAGUACAGUCGUGUUCUUACUAUUUGCGGUCCUGGAAACAAUGGCGGUGAUGGUCUUGUAGCUGCUCGUCAUCUAUAUCACUUUGGCUAUAGGCCAUUCAUAUGUUACCCUAAGCGUACUGCUAAGCCUCUUUAUAGUGGCUUGGUAACUCAGCUCGAGUCGCUCUCAGUUCCUUUCUUGUCAUUGGAAGAUUUGCCAAAGGACUUGUCUGACGACUUUGACAUUCUAGUAGAUGCAAUGUUUGGAUUCUCGUUCCAUGGUAGUCCAAGGCCACCUUUUGACGAAUUAAUUCAGAGACUGGUGGCACUAAAGAUUAAUAACGAUACGCAUCAGAAAUCACCUGUCGUCGUCUCUAUUGAUAUUCCGUCUGGAUGGCACGUCGAAGAAGGAGAUCUAAGUGGUGAAGGUAUUAAACCUGACAUGCUGGUUUCUCUAACUGCCCCUAAGUUGUGUGCCAAAAGGUUUUCUGGCCCGCACCACUUUUUAGGUGGCAGAUUUGUUCCACCAUCCAUUAGAAACAAAUUUAAUCUCCAAUUACCAGCAUAUCCCGGCACUUCCAUGUGUGUCCGAAUUGGAAAGCCUCCAAAAAUUGACAUAUCAUCUCUGAGGGAGAACUAUAUUUCUCCUGCGCUGCUUGAGGAGGAGGUCACCGCUGACCCCUUUGAUCAGUUCCAGAAGUGGUUUGAUGAUGCAAUAGCAGCAGGCUUGAAGGAACCAAAUGCCAUGGCCUUGUCAACUACUGGCAAAGAUGGCAAGCCUUCAUCAAGGAUUGUAUUGCUGAAAGGUUUUGACAAGGAUGGUUUUGUCUGGUACACCAAUUAUGAAGGUGGCAAGGCUAAACAAAUAGCUGAAAAUCCUCAUGCCGCACUCCUGUUUUACUGGGAUGAUUUGAAUCGCCAGGUAAGAAUCGAAGGGCCUGUGCAAAAAGUUCCAGAUGAAGAAUCUGACCAAUAUUUUCACAGUCGUCCUCGAGGAAGUCAGAUUGGUGCCAUAGUUAGCCAGCAGAGCACAGUUAUUCCGGGAAGGCAAGUGCUCCUUGACGAAUACAAACAGUUGGAGGCAAAAUACUCUGAUGGAAGUGUGAUUCCCAAACCAAAGCACUGGGGAGGCUACCGGCUUAAACCUGAAAUGUUUGAAUUUUGGCAAGGACAGAAAUCUCGCUUGCAUGACAGGUUGCGUUAUAUCCCGGAAACAGUUGAUGGAAAGACGGCGUGGAGGAUUGAGCGAUUGGCUCCAUGACUUGUGUUGAGGGCAUCUUCAUUAUGAGGAUGCCAAUUGUUGUUCUUUCCUUUCAUAUUCUCUUCUUUCCGCGUAUUUGAUCAUGGGCGUGUAUAUUACAGAGAGUUGAGGCAACUGCAUAAACCAAUAAAAUUCUUCUCAUCAUGGCAAAAUUUUAGGGAUAGAUUUAAGUUUCAUGCACGGAAGUUUAAAGAUAUUUUAUAUGGUCAGUGUGGCUUAACCCAUGAAAACAGAUUAGUUACUAUUUAAUGUUUAUAAUAGAGAGCUACAUGUAGUUACAUUUUAAGUGACAUGAUUCGAUAGAUCUUUUUACUGUUAGUCAUAGAACUUACUGUA